This is a messenger RNA of Vitis vinifera (wine grape), 2255 nucleotides long. RefSeq names its product rhodanese-like domain-containing protein 6. NCBI's taxonomy places the organism in Eukaryota, Viridiplantae, Streptophyta, Magnoliopsida, Vitales, Vitaceae. Bases 109 to 1950 code for a protein of 613 amino acids. The record is from RefSeq and is a predicted model, not a curated record. The transcript is spliced from 9 exons.
UGGGCUGAACCGUUUGGAAUGGAAGCGUAGAGAAUCUGAGAAGACUCACCAGAUUAGGGUUUUUAGUUUUUACGGUUUUGUUGAUUGCAGAGGAAAAAGCUCUCUGCAAUGGCGGAUAACGACGGACCGGAUCAAUACGGUGUCGUUUUAUACUACAAGUACACUCCUAUUCCUGACGUCGACCAACUCUUCUCCUUCUACGAUUCUAACUGCAACUCACUCGGCCUUCUCGGCCGAGUCCGACUCGCUCCCGAUGGCGUCAACGUCACCAUUGGUGGGAAGCUAUCUUUAUUGGAGAAACACAUUGCUGCAGUGAAGUCAAAUAGCUUAUUCGAAGGGACCGACUUCAAGCUUGCGUCUUGCCACCACCCACUAAAUGACCAAGUUGCAAAAGAAUGUGGAUUCACUUCUCUCUCAAUUCGAGUUGUCAAGGAAUUGGUUACCUUUAGCCCUCAUCCUUUGUUGAAAUCGCCAGAAAUUUCAAAUGCCGGAACGCAUCUUUCUGCGGUUGAGUUCCAUUCUGUUCUUCAAAGUGCUGGACCACUGUUGGAGAAAGAGAAUCCAAGUAACCAUAAAAAACUUGUUCUGUUGGAUGCAAGGAAUUUGUAUGAGACAAGAAUUGGCAAGUUUAAAACUCCAAAUGUGGAAACUUUGGAUCCAGGAAUCAGGCAGUAUAGUGAUUUGCCCUCCUGGAUAGAUGAUAACUCUGAGCGAUUCCGUGGGAAUCGUGUCCUCAUGUAUUGUACCGGAGGAAUAAGGUGUGAGAUGGCGUCAGCCUAUAUUAGGUCAAAAGGAGCUGGCUUUGAAAAUGUAUUUCAGUUAUUUGGUGGAAUUCAACGUUAUUUGGAACAAUUUCCAGAUGGAGGUUUCUUCAAAGGAAAGAAUUUUGUUUUUGAUCACCGAAUUUCAGUUGGCAGCUCAGAUGCAAAUAUUAUGGGUGCCUGUCUUCUCUGUGGCUCGUCAUUUGAUGAUUACUCUUCACGCUGCCGAUGCAACCACUGUCGGAUGCUUGUUUUAGUUUGUGAUAGUUGUCAGAAGAAGGAUGCUUUAUAUGUCUGUGAGCUAUGCCAGAAACAUGGUAAGGGUUACGGGUCAAUUCCAUUGAUUGAAAAUGAUGAGUCACAAGUAAUAACUCAACCCAUCAAGCUCAAAACUGUUCCCUCUGAUGAUACCACACUCUCACCUCAAAUCCAUUCGAGACAUGGUUCCAAGCCUUCCAGAAAACUCAGAAUCUUGUGCUUGCACGGGUUUCGGCAGAAUGCCUCUGGUUUUAAAGGAAGAACUGCAUCAUUAGUGAAGAAACUCAAAAGCAUUGCUGAGCUUGUUUUUGUCGAUGCACCCCAUGAGUUGCCUUUCAUCUACCAACCUUGUUUACAAGAGCCAAAUUCCAAAGAUUUGUCAUCUUUAUCACAACAAAGCCCACCCCCAGCUAAUUGCAGGAAAAAGUUUGCGUGGUUAGUGUCACCUGAUUUCAGCGGAGCAAGUGAAUCCAAUUGGAAAAAGGCAGACGGUCAGUUCGAUCCUCUCCAGUACCAGCAGCAAACGGAUGGGUUUGAUGUAUCACUAGCUUAUUUGAAGACGGUAUUUUCUCAGGCAGGACCAUUUGAUGGGAUAAUGGGAUUUUCUCAAGGAGCAGCAAUGGCUGCUGCAGUCUCUGCAAGAAGAGGAAGACCAGGUGGUGAAAUGGAUUUCAGAUUUGUGAUUUUGUGCUCUGGGUUUGCUCUUAACUUACCAGAUUCGGUAGGGGGUUCGAUCAACUGCCCUUCGCUCCAUAUUUUCGGGAAUGAGCAGGGGAAUGACAGGCAGAUAGCCAACCAAGCCAGCAGGGACCUUGCUGCAUCAUUCGAAGAGGGCUGCUCUGUGAUCAUUGAACACGACUCUGGCCACAUGAUUCCAACUCGGUCUCCUUACAUUGAUGAAAUCAGAGAUUUUCUUCAUCGGUUUCUCUGAUAAUCCCAUUUCAGAAUUCCAGUAUUGUUCUUCAUCUUUGAAUCUCAAGGCUCAAGCCUCUGAGAUUCACCACCCCAAUGCUUUCCAUGAGACUACUACAACCUCUAGAUUUCUGGCUCACAUUCUUUGCUGCCUGAUGCCAUGAAUCACCCUUGUCUUGGUCUUGGCUCUGCAGUACAGUUGUUCUCCAGUUUGUCUUCCAAAACAGAACAAAAUUUUGAAAUAUUUGGAGUAUAAUCUCUCAUGAGGCCUUGUAAAAGUAUUUAUUUCUGGAAUUAUACUCUGCUUCUUUUUUUUUUUUCCAA